AUGGUUUUGGUGGGGAAAUCGUUAAGUCCUUCCCGCAACAAUCCAACUAUAACUGGGGACUACAUAUUUAUCAAUGACUUGAUAGCUCCUGUCUCAGAAAUUACGACUGAAACGACAACCACUACAACAUCUAUUGGUACAACAACAAGGAACCAACAAACAACAGAAUCUCUUGAUACUAGUUCAAUAACAGCUGCCAUUACAACAACUUCACAACUCCCAACAAUCACAACAUCUUCAGAAACCGGAACAACAGUAACACCAACAGAAACAGCAACAAAUGAACAGCUUCAAACAGAAUCUUCAGGCACAAGUGCACCGCCACCACUACUUACAAUAACAACAGAAACAACAUCAACAGAACAGUUUCUAACAACAUCUUCAGGCACAAGUACACCACCAACAACAACAACUACUACAACAGAAACAGUAUCAACUGAUCGACUUCCAACCAUAUCUCCAGGCACGAGUAUACCACCAACACUACUGACAACAACAAUAAAAGAAAUAACAUCAACUGAACAUCUUCCAACAACAUCUUCUACAUCACGUACACCGUCACAACCAAUAUCGAUCGAACAGUAUUCUACAAGCCCAGUUACAGUUAAUGAAGUAUCGUCAGACCAAACCAAAAUGGACUUAGAUUGUUUAUGUAGUUGUGAAGACUUACAUGAAAUGUCGCAACAAGAGUUUCUAGAAAUGCUGGAGUCAUUACAGAUAGACAAGUCAAAACUGUCUGCGACCCGGAGAAAGCUAACAUCUGCGCCAGAUAAUCGUGUAGAAAGUAAAAGCAUGGGAGUUUUUGGGAUCGUCGUGAUAAGCAUAGUUGUUGGGCUCUUUAUACUGGCAGAUCUCUCUAGCCUGCUGCAAGCUGGUAGUUUGAGCGGAGGAAAGUUGUUUAAACAAUCAUAGAAAAGGAAGCAUUGACAAUCAUUUAUUACAAAAGUGACUCAGUCUCUUUUUUAAUAACCGUGUUGUUUGUUUCUAGUUUUUGCUUUGAUUUUCAUAGAAUUAAUUACCCAGACACCUUCAACCCAUAUAUGUAGCAAUGAUCCAAGUUACAGAACAUUUAUUGGCGCUACAGUGAGAUAAAUCCUUGGUGUAUGAGGCGAUGUAUAAGUCCAUUAAAUACAUUUGUAUAAUAAAAUUCUGAUGAAACCGGUGCCGAAGAAACUCACUAAGAUUCGUUAGAUGUGUUGAUUCAAAUCGAGUCUGCCAAUGAUUUGCAUAGACUUUGUUAUCCAACAGAUGGUCAAAUCUAAAGUUAACAACCCAAUAGCUCUUCGGACCCUUCUGAUGACAAAAUACAAAUAACCAGCUGUGAAGAACAAUGUAAAAGGAAGUAAAACAGGCCAUAUAACAAGCAAGCAUAUUGUGACAUAGUAAUAAAUGUGUCUUUUGAUGUUACGUUCCAAAUGAAGUCUUGAAUGAUGCCUGUGAUGAGAUAUAACAAAUGAGAACCUCAUUAAAAUUAUCUGAAUCAUUACCACCUAUACGACAAUAUAUAGACACAUUACACCAAGAAGUAAAAAGUUCAAAAUGUGCGUCCUGUAUGUCUGCAUUGUUAAUAAGAUCGUUUUAAAGACGUUGGACUCAAAAGCAAAUAGACCAAUGAACCUAAACCAGCUGUGAAAAAAGACGGCAGUAAAUCAGUCUCUGCUAGAAGGAAAGAUCUCUCCUCCUCAGGCAACAAUUGGUGAGAAGAUACACAGAAUUUAGAGUCUGCUGAAGAUAGUAAUAGAGACUAGUGUGAACUGAUAGAUUCUGAUAUUGAUUAAAAUAAAUCUAGGUACACUGACAUGACGUAAAUGAUUCCAUAAUCAGGGUACAAGAAAUAUAGAUCCAUGUCUGUCUGAAACGGGCUUCAAGUCCCAACAGGAAACCCUAGUAAUCGCAGUAUGAUACAGGUCAGAAAACUGCAACCGUUGAUGUUUGCUUAUUCAUCUGAUUUUGGCAUGUACCCAUAAGCUACCCAAGAAACAGUUCUGCCAAGCAUAUCUGAUUAUUUUAUCCUAAUCAUUGCCGCAUUCAUCAAAGAAUGCUCUAUAAACGAACUUAUUAACAUGGAGUUAAGUACAUCACAGAGGACUGGUUAAAUCAAAAAAGAGACAGUUAGAGAAAUGUUGGUACAAUUCGCAUCCAAAGUUGCCAAAAACUUAGUUUAUAAAAUCUAGACAAGUGUUCAAAGAUAAAACAAUGAAUUAAUAUACAUGUAUAUCUAAAUGAGGACCUCACCAUGCAUUGACGGAAUAUAGCCUUUAAGGUGGCAAAAAAGGUGCGAAGCGAUUCAGAGGUCUUGUAGUGGACGCAUAUGCAUCAAAACUAUCAAAUAUGAAACUUGCUUUUUCCAUUACUGCCCAUGAACAGACUCAAUCAAACCGAGUCUGCAAUUUUCACUAUUUGCCUUGUUCUCGGUGCUUUCGAGUUUCUACUUUCCAGAUUUUAUUAAAAUUAGCAACGAAAAAGAACUUGAACAUUAAAUGUUAAAUCAGGAAUGAAAAAGGCUGUAACUCAAUGUAGCCAGCUAUAG
Mercenaria mercenaria is the source of this 2530-nucleotide messenger RNA. RefSeq names its product salivary glue protein Sgs-3-like. The transcript is spliced from 2 exons. The coding region runs from base 1 to 912 and encodes 303 amino acids. The record is from RefSeq and is a predicted model, not a curated record. NCBI's taxonomy places the organism in Eukaryota, Metazoa, Mollusca, Bivalvia, Venerida, Veneridae.